AUGAAAAAGUUUACCUCUCAUAACACUAUUCACAUGGUAAAUUGAUAGAAUAUAUAUUUUUUUAGAGUUACCUUGAAUUCAAAACCAUAAAUAAAUUUCAACAAAACCUGAGUUUAAAAGAACUUCAAUAAUUAUAUUUAGAUUAGCCACGAAUGUGUAAAUUAAUUAAAAUUAGAACACUCAAGAAAAUAGGGAGAAGAUUAUAAUGUAAUAUUACUCUGAGAAGGUAGAACAAGAUGAAGAGUAAACGUAGAUGAGCUUUACAAUGUUGUAUUGGAUCUAUAUUUGGAAAUCAUAUUGUUAUAAAUAAUAUAUCAAAAUUUUUAUUUUAGUUAUGAAUAAAUCUUCGAGUAGCAGUCCAAAACAUCAACAAUCUAAUAAUGCAAGGUCCAAUAAAUAUAGAAACCUUAUAAAAAAUUCUAACUUAUAACAGACUCAUACAUAAAAAGAAGUAGAUGAGUUGUUAAUUGCUUCACCUUUAUAAUCUUUCUCUGCUCCAAGAGGUCAGAAAUUCAAAGCAUCUUUUAGCAAGUUUUUGGCAGGAAAUAUAGAUACUAAAUAAUUGAUUGAUCACAGCAAUUUUCCAACAACAAUAGACAAAAUGAAUGACAAAUAUGAGUAUGUUAAAUCUCAUAAAGAAUCUGUUAGCUCAUUCAAAGAUUAACUAAUUAAUAAAGAACAUUUACAAUUGAACUUGUUAGAAGAGAAAUUAGCCAAAUUGAAGAUUGCAAGUAGCAAAAUGUAGGUUGAAAACAAGAGAGAAAGACUUUAUGAAUUAUCAUUGCAAGUAAAGAAGGACAAAAGAAAGUUGUCAAAAUAAGAGAACGCUUUAUUGAGAUGGAAGAAAAUUAAAGAUGUUAGUAAAUAUAUUUAAGAUAGGUAAUACAAAAAAAUAUACAGUUAAGAAGGAUGAUAAUAGAAGAAAAAAGAAAGUAAACCAAAUUUUUGGAUAAUUUAGAGAUUGCGUUUCAUAAGUCCUCUGAGUUCUAUAUUUAGAAUUUAAGAUUCCAUUAAUUGCGUACAAUGACAGUGUUCAAAGAAAAAAAGCUUUUUCAAUCCAAUCGCUAAAAUAUAAGUCCCAGACAUUAUCAUUUUAUGUUAAGUUUAUAGUUUAAAGAAAACUCAGACAAUUUCUUAUUUACUCGACUUACAACAAUACCCGAACAUAUCUAAAAUCAGAUGAAAAAUAACGAUUAAAUUUAUGAUAGAAUAUUAAAUCUUUAUUUAAAUAAAAAAGACAUAUAUUUGUAAUGGGUUUAGGAGUAAAAAUAUAGAAAGAUUAUCAAUUGGAAAUAGAGUAAAUUGCAAGCACCAAAUGAUCUACAUUCAAAUCCUGUAUCUGCAUUAGGUUCAAAGAAGAGUAAACCAAUGCAAAGAGUAUUGAAUCCUUUUUAAUAAACUUAAAAAGUUAAAGAUUACAAAAGCAAAUUAAUUGAAUAAGUUAAUGAUGUUGAGUACAUAGAUUAAGACUCUAAGAGUCAAUUAAAAUAACUUUUACAAAAGAGUACCAAAAAGAAGAAUUCAGAGGGUGUUAUCAAACAUAAUAGAUUUCUAUCCUAUCCUACUAAUCCCAAUAAUGAUUAGAUUGAUGAUUUCUAAGAUAAUCUAUCGAAUGCCUCUAUAACAGAAGCCUUAUUGGAUCAAUUGUAUUCAGGAGCUAACUCUUUAUAAUAGAAAAUUAACAAUAACAAAGGAUUAACCUUUUAGAGGAAAGUCCGGGAUUAUUUGAGAUUAGAAGAAAUUAAAUUAUAAACUAUUCGCGCUAAUAAUUUAAAACUAAUCCCAAAAUAAAAUGAUUAAAUUAAAUGA
Molecule: messenger RNA, 1809 nt
Organism: Paramecium octaurelia
Lineage: Eukaryota; Ciliophora; Oligohymenophorea; Peniculida; Parameciidae
Source: the annotation of a GenBank genome assembly